CCCAAGAAAUAAAAGUCACUGAAAAAAAUAAUAAAAGAAGCGGUAAAGCGUCGUCACAAGGAAGGAAGACAAAACAACUAACGCCUCCUCCAUUAUUGUCCGAAUCUUCUUCGCGUCUCUCAACAACACCACCACCACCACCUCUCUAAUGAUUCUCCUAUAGAAGAAGAGUCCCUCAAAAAAACUCACAAUCAUGUUUCCAUGAUCUCUUCUUUAGAUCUCACCGCAUGACGAUCCGGAGUUUGAUCCAGGAGAUGCGGUCGAGACCGCACCGCGUGGUCCACGAAGCAGCAGCCUCCUCCUCGACUGCUCCUGGUUCGGAGCCGUUCCGGUGGUCGGAGCUCCCCGACGAGCUGCUGAGAGAGAUCUUGAUCAGAGUCGAGUCGGCGGACGGCGGCGACUGGCCGUCUCGGCGAAGCGUGGUGGCUUGCGCCGGUGUGUGCCGUGUAUGGAGGAUGAUAGUGAAGGAGAUCGUGGCUGUUCCUGAAGUCUCCUCUAAAUUGACUUUCCCAAUCUCUCUCGAGCAGCCUGGUCCAAGGGGUUCACUAGUUCAAUGCUUCAUAAAACGUAACCGGAACACACAAUCCUAUCAUCUCUAUCUCGGGUUAACUAACUCUUUGACUGAUAACGGGAAGUUUCUUCUUGCCGCUUGUAAGCUGAAGCGUGCAACUUGCACUGAUUACAUCAUCUCUUUGCGCUCAGACGAUAUGUCAAGGAGAAGCAACGCAUAUCUCGGUAGAGUAAGAUCGAACUUCAUUGGAACAAAGUUCACUGUCUUCCAAGGUAAUCUGAUGCCACAGAGAUCAUCAAAGAUGGUGAAGAGCCGCUCUUCUAAUCUCAUGAAAGUUUCUCCUAGAGCUCCUUCAGGAAGUUACCCCGUUGCUCACGUUUCCUACGAGUUAAACGUCUUAGGCUCCAGGGGACCAAGAAGAAUGCGUUGCAUAAUGGAUACAUUACCUAUGAGUCUCAUAGAUCCCCGAGGAGCAGCUUCUUCAACAACACCGUUCUUUAGGUCUCACUCAAGCAGCAACAACAACAACUCGAGAGACCCACCAUUGGUGCUGAGCAAUAAGACUCCAAGAUGGCACGAGCAGCUACGUUGCUGGUGCUUAAAUUUCCACGGUCGAGUCACGGUGGCCUCUGUCAAGAACUUCCAGCUUGUGUCGGUCGGCGAUAGGGAAACAGGGCAGGCGUCUGAAGCGUCUGAGAGGAUUAUACUCCAGUUCGGGAAAGUUGGAAAGGACAUGUUCACCAUGGAUUAUGGAUAUCCCAUUUCUGCGUUUCAAGCGUUUGCGAUUUGCCUGAGCAGUUUUGAGACCAGAAUCGCUUGUGAAUGAUAAAAAGUGACCAAAACCUUAAAACACACCUCUUUAUGUAACUUAUUGUUGUUGUCUAUAAAUGGUGAUAUACAGGACC
This is a messenger RNA of Raphanus sativus (radish), 1416 nucleotides long. Its product is annotated as tubby-like F-box protein 9. The transcript is spliced from 5 exons. Gene Ontology annotation, molecular function: protein binding. NCBI's taxonomy places the organism in Eukaryota, Viridiplantae, Streptophyta, Magnoliopsida, Brassicales, Brassicaceae. The coding region runs from base 228 to 1337 and encodes 369 amino acids. The record is from RefSeq and is a predicted model, not a curated record.